This is a messenger RNA of Sporothrix schenckii 1099-18, 1470 nucleotides long. Its product is annotated as adenylyltransferase and sulfurtransferase. Gene Ontology annotation, molecular function: thiosulfate-cyanide sulfurtransferase activity; adenylyltransferase activity; URM1 activating enzyme activity. The record is from RefSeq and is a predicted model, not a curated record. NCBI's taxonomy places the organism in Eukaryota, Fungi, Ascomycota, Sordariomycetes, Ophiostomatales, Ophiostomataceae. The coding region runs from base 1 to 1470 and encodes 489 amino acids. Gene Ontology annotation, biological process: protein urmylation; tRNA wobble position uridine thiolation. The transcript has a single exon. Gene Ontology annotation, cellular component: cytoplasm; cytosol.
AUGUCAGCCGAUUUACGACGUCGCAUUGCAUCGGCCGAAGCCGAGUUGCAGUCGCUUCGCGAACAACUCGUGAAGGUUGAACAGGAGGAGCGUCUCCAGCAGCACCAGCAUGCACCAUCAAGCUGGCCCUGGCCACUCCAGUCCGAUGAAUACGAACGUUAUGCGCGCCAAUUGAUCUUGCCCGGCGUCGGCGUCGAGGGCCAGCUGCGGCUCAAGAAGGCGUCUGUGCUGAUUGUCGGCGCGGGCGGCCUGGGCUGUCCUGCGGCUCUGUACCUGGCCGGCGCUGGUGUGGGCCAUCUGGUGCUGGUGGACGGCGACACGGUUGAGGCGUCGAACCUGCACCGGCAGAUUGGGCACACGUCGGCGACCGUCGGGGCGUACAAGGUGGACAGUCUGGCGGCGGCGAUGCGCGCGCGGAACGGAAGUGUGCGGUACACGGUGCACCGCGAGCACUUGACGGUGGACAAUGUGGGUAGGCUUGUAGGCGGCUGGGAAAGCGAGAAAAGCGAGGACACAAAACUCGACCUGGUGCUGGACUGCACCGACCAUCCGGCCAUUCGGUACCUCAUCUCGGACGCCUGCGUGCGCGCUGGCAUUCCGCUCGUGUCGGCCGCGGCUCUCCGCACAGACGGACAGCUGGCCGUCCUCAACCACCCCGUGGGCGCGGGGCCCUGCUACCGGUGUGUGUUUCCACGGCCGCCGCCGACGGCCAGCCAGACAUCGUGUGCCGAGGGCGGCGUGCUGGGCCCUGUGGUGGGCGUCAUGGGCGUGCUGCAGGCGCUGCAGGCGAUCCGCGUGCUCGUGUCUGGGUCGGCAACCGUCACGGUCACGACUAAGACGGUGCCGCCGGCUCCGACGCUCACGCUCUUCUCGGCGGGCGGUGCCGGCGGUGGACUGGUGCCGCCGUCGUUUCGGACGGUACGGCUCAAGGGCCGGCGCGCAGACUGUUUUGCCUGCUCGGACGACGCACCGUUGAAGACGAUGGCGUCGCUGGGCGAUGCGUGGCCCGACUACGUGCAGUUCUGCGGCGGCAGCACGGCCGUGACGCAGCACAUUCUGCAGCCCGAGGAGCGCGUCUCGGUGUCGGCCUUCCGGCAAGUGCACGCGGACGGCGCGACCACGAGCGACGGGCGCGACAAGGCGGCGACGAAGCAGCGGCACUGGCUGCUGGACGUGCGCGAAAAGGAGUUUUACAACAUGGGCACCAUCUCCGGGGCGAUCAACGUCCCCUUCUCGCAGACGCAGACGGGGACGACAGGCGAGGGUUUUCCGUCGUGGCUCCCCGACGGCAUGGCCGACGAUACAGCGCCCAUCUAUCUGGUAUGCCGCGUGGGCAACGACUCGCAGGUGGUGACGCGGCAGCUCAAGACGCUGGGCCUAGAUAGAGGCGGCGCACGGUUUGUUGGCGACGUGGCCGGCGGCAUACUUGCGUGGAAACGCCAAGUCGACUCGACGAUGCCGUUUGUGUGA